UACUCUUCCUCCUUCCACUUGGAUCUCCAUGGCUGGCUAGCUAGCUAGCUAGCUAGAUGAUGGCGGUCAGCUCCUAUAUAUGCCUCCCAAGGGCUAGCUGCCUGAGAGAAACACUACUCUAGUGCCUUCUCUUUGUAAUUUCGAUAUCAGUAUCGGUAUGGGGCGGCCGCCUUGCUGCGACAAGGAUGGAGUGAAGAAAGGGCCUUGGACGCCGGAGGAGGACAUCCUCUUGGUCUCCUACAUCCAACAGCACGGCGCCGGCAACUGGAGGGCUGUUCCUACUAACACCGGUAUAGGGUUGUCGAGGUGCAGCAAGAGCUGCCGGCUAAGGUGGACGAACUAUCUCCGGCCAGGGAUCAAGCGCGGUGCCUUCACCGAGCAAGAGGAGAAGCUCAUAGUCCACCUCCAAGCUCUUCUGGGAAAUCGGUGGGCGGCUAUAGCUUCGUAUCUUCCGGAGCGGACCGACAACGAUAUCAAGAACUACUGGAACACACACUUGAAGAAGAAGCUCCGGAACAAGACCGAAGCUUCCGAAGUCACAGACCGAUGCGGGGGCGCUACUACUCGGUGCGGAUCGUCGGUGAGUAGCUCCGUGCCGAAGGCCAAGGGCCAGUGGGAGAGGUGCCUCCAGAUGGAUGUCGAAAUGGCGAAGCGCGCCCUUUCGGAAGCAUUGUCCAUGGAGGAUCCAGUGUCUUCUUCCACAAUUAGGCGCGGAAAUAGCCCCCUCGCGCCGUCGACCUACGCCGCGAGCACCGAGAACAUCUCGCGGCUCCUGGAAGGAUGGAUGAAGAAGAAAAAGAAGAAAACAACUAGCACCACUAGUCCAGCCACCUCCACCUCAAGCCAAAUGAGCAUGAGCGCCUCCAACUGCAUCGCGCCGCCUCCGCCGACAAUGUUUGGGUUCGAGGAGGGAUCACCGGAGACGACGACGACGGCAGCUGCCCCCUUCCAUCUCCUGGAAUCCUGGUUGUUUGAUGAGUGUGUUGGAGGGGAGGAGCAGCAAGAGAGCUUCCUCAGCAUGGUGAUGAACUAAUUAAUCACAAAUAGUUAAUUAAUUAAUUUGUGUGGAAUGUAAAUUAAUUACUAAUUUUGAUUAAUUAAUUAAAUAAAGUAUUUAAUUAGGUCCUUUA
This is a messenger RNA of Zingiber officinale, 1130 nucleotides long. RefSeq names its product myb-related protein 306-like. NCBI's taxonomy places the organism in Eukaryota, Viridiplantae, Streptophyta, Magnoliopsida, Zingiberales, Zingiberaceae. Gene Ontology annotation, biological process: response to auxin. The record is from RefSeq and is a predicted model, not a curated record. The coding region runs from base 158 to 1033 and encodes 291 amino acids. The transcript has 3 exons.